This is a messenger RNA of Lates calcarifer (barramundi perch), 858 nucleotides long. Its product is annotated as thyrotropin receptor-like. Gene Ontology annotation, cellular component: extracellular matrix; membrane. Gene Ontology annotation, molecular function: thyroid-stimulating hormone receptor activity. The record is from RefSeq and is a predicted model, not a curated record. The transcript has 9 exons. Gene Ontology annotation, biological process: G protein-coupled receptor signaling pathway. The coding region runs from base 1 to 645 and encodes 214 amino acids. NCBI's taxonomy places the organism in Eukaryota, Metazoa, Chordata, Actinopteri, Centropomidae.
AUGGCCAGUCUGCUCAUGAGAAUAUUUUCAACUGAUUGCCAUUGUGACUGGAACAUCCACAGUGUGUCAUGUUUUGGAGCUGAGGUCAUGCCUGUUUUCCAUUCCAGCACACAGGAGGUAUGGCUUGUUGGGUCAAAACUUUCUUCUAUUCCUCAGAAUGCCUUUGCCAACUUGAACAACAUUUCUCACAUAUACAUCUCUGAUGAUGAUACUUUAAGAUAUCUUGAGAAGCAUUCUUUCCACAACCUGUCCAGGGUCACCCACAUACAGCUAACUGGGAUGAAAAUACUGUCAUACAUUGACCAAGAAGCAUUUAAGGAUCUGCCUAAUUUAAGGUACCUUGGAAUCACCAACACAGGUCUCACCUCCUUUCCUGGGCUACAAUAUAUUCAGUCCAGCCAAGAGGAUUUUAUAUUGGAGAUAGUGGAGAAUGCCUUCAUACAAGUCAUACCGGCUAAUUCUUUCUCUGGAAUAUCUAAGAAUGCUCUGACCAUAAUGCUGAAUAGCAAUGGCGUGAAAGAGAUCCAACGUUAUGCCUUCAAUGGUAGCAGACUGGAGGAAGUGUAUCUUCACAGGAAUGUGGACUUGGAACAAAUAGAUGAAUUUGCAUUUUAUGGUGUGAUUCACGGCCCAACUCACUUGUGAGUAAAUUACAUGUACAGAAUUUGCUACAGAAAUUAAUGCUCUUCAGAACACAGAAAAAAUUAUUUGCUUUACAUUUUCUUACAUCAAAUAAUAUUUUUGCAUUGGCUAUCUUCAUUUGCCACUGCAGCACAAAAUGAAUUUGGGUACAGGAGCAGCUUUAGCUUUGUGUCCAAAUGAAUGAAACUUAACUCUUUGUCUGUCUUUGCAGAGACC